AUGGCGAACUCCAACUCGUUGCACUCUCAACAAUCCCCUUCUGAUUACGCGCCAGCAGCUGCGGAUCGCGUGACCGACGCCGCCGGAUCCGGCAAUGUAGCUAAGUACCGUCUCAUGUCUCCGGCCAAGCUCCCGAUCUCGAGGUCUACUUGCAUUUCGGUCCCUCCUGGACUCAGUCGGACGUCGUUUCUGGAGUCCCCCAUUCUUCUCUCUAACAUCAAGGCGGAACCUUCUCCAACCACUGGUUCCUUUUUCAAGCGUCAAUGGAUGCGUGGUUCUGGUGAAAAUGCUGCAUUUUCAAUAGGAAAAAUAAUUUCCAGUGAAAACACUGUUGAUGAAAGAAUGACCAGCAGUUUUGAGUUUAGGUUUCAAACUGGAGUUUCUUCGACAUCGGGAAUAUCAUCCGCUGGGCUGUCAAUCGGACAAGUCAAUCAGCAUAAUCAACGUUAUUCAUUAUCUCCCGCACCAUCAGCUUUGGCUUCACAGGCUGUGGCUGGAGAUUUACAGGAUGCAUCUGUUGUAGGUAGUACUACUGAUGAAUUAAAUCAAGGACAUUCCCACACGGGUAUUUUAGAAUCAUCCUCCGAACAUAAAGAUAGUAUCUCCUCGAUCUCAGCUGAGAAAACAUCAGAUGAUGGUUAUAAUUGGAGGAAAUAUGGGCAGAAACUGGUUAAAGGGAGUGAAUUUCCUCGAAGUUAUUACAAAUGUACAUAUCCCAACUGUGAGGCUAAAAAGAUAUUUGAGCGUUCUCCAAGUGGACAGAUUACAGAGAUUGUUUACAAGGGUUCACAUGAUCAUCCAAAACCUCAAGCUCCAAGGCGACACAAUCUUGGGGCUCUUUUACCCAUCCAAGAAAAUAAGUUGGACAAGGGUUUAUCAAUCAGUGAUCAAGAGGGGAAGUUGAAUGCUACCAAUAUGGAGCAAAAUGGCUCUCCCAUGUUUUCUCCUCUACAAGCUAACAAGGAGGAAAACGAUUGUUCUGAUUCACAAUUUCAAGGCCUUAAUGACAAUUGUGAAGCAGAUGAUCCAUUUCUCAAGCGGAGGUAUGUGAAAAUGGAGGAUAGCCUUGAUGUAACACCAGUUGUUAAGCCGAUUCGUGAACCACGAGUUGUUGUUCAAACUGUCAGUGAGGUUGAUAUACUGGAUGAUGGAUAUCGAUGGCGCAAGUAUGGCCAGAAAGUGGUCAGAGGCAAUCCAAAUCCGAGGAGUUACUACAAAUGCACGCAUUCUGGAUGCCCCGUUCGGAAACAUGUGGAGAGGGCAUCCCACGACCCCAAAGCUGUCAUAACCACUUAUGAGGGCAAGCACAACCAUGAUGUCCCGACUGCCAAGAACAGCAGCAAUGAGUGUGCCGGAAUUCCUAGAAUGAGGCCACAAGAUGGUGGUUCUGUAUGCCUUGAUCUUGAUGUUGGAGUUGGCCGUAGCACUGAGAUCAGAACUAAUGAACAAUUGCAAGCUUUAGAUGAUGAAGCUGUUCGGAACCAAAUCGGGACAAAUGAUUCGAGAACAAUGGCUGCUCGUGGCUCACAAAUCCCUCCUAUUUGCUAUGGCAGAGUAAAUGGUGGCUUGAAUCUUUAUGGAAAUAGAGAAAAUCAUGUGGCAGAUGGUGGCUUUCAGACUCCAUCGAUACAUCCCUCUAAUCAAUGUCAGCAAAACCUUGGAAGUAUAAUUUUGGGGCCAUAA
This is a messenger RNA of Striga hermonthica, 1683 nucleotides long. The record is from the annotation of a GenBank genome assembly. Lineage: Eukaryota; Viridiplantae; Streptophyta; Magnoliopsida; Lamiales; Orobanchaceae.